Messenger RNA from Hypomesus transpacificus, 8709 nucleotides. RefSeq names its product inositol 1,4,5-trisphosphate receptor, type 1b (gene itpr1b). The record is from RefSeq and is a predicted model, not a curated record. Gene Ontology annotation, biological process: calcium ion transmembrane transport. Gene Ontology annotation, molecular function: inositol 1,4,5-trisphosphate-gated calcium channel activity; inositol 1,4,5 trisphosphate binding. Gene Ontology annotation, cellular component: endoplasmic reticulum; membrane. Bases 203 to 8488 code for a protein of 2761 amino acids. The transcript has 61 exons. NCBI's taxonomy places the organism in Eukaryota, Metazoa, Chordata, Actinopteri, Osmeriformes, Osmeridae.
UGUAAAAAGAAGCGGAUUGCAAGUACCACUGAGGACAAAAUCAUCUGUCAGAAAUACGCCGCUUCUUCUAGCUGGAGUUUCGGUAUUAUGGAAUUAUUCGAGGGAAGGCUGGUGGAAAUUCACGUUUGCUGACCAAUUCAAUAUAGACUCUGUUUUCGCUGCCUUUUUCAUUCUGGAAAGAUACACUCAAGCGUGAGGAAUCAUGUCAGACAAGAUGUCCAGUUUCCUGCAUCAUGGGGAUGUUUGUUCCCUUUAUGCGGAGGGCUCCACCAGUGGAUUUAUCAGCACUUUAGGGCUUGUGGAUGACCGCUGUGUGGUACAACCAGACACAGGGGACCUUAACAACCCGCCCAAAAAGUUCAGAGACUGCCUGUUCAAGCUGUGCCCCAUGAACAGGUACUCUGCACAGAAACAGUUCUGGAAGGCAGCGAAGCCAGGAGGGAACAGCACCACUGACACGGUCCUCCUCAACAAGCUCCACCAUGCUGCUGACCUGGAGAAGAAGCAGAAUGAAUCCGAGAAUCGAAAGCUGCUCGGAACUGUUAUCCAGUAUGGAAAUGUCAUUCAGCUGCUGCACCUGAAAAGUAACAAGUACCUGACGGUGAACAAGCGUCUGCCUGCCCUGCUGGAGAAGAACGCCAUGAGGGUGACUCUGGACUCAGCCGGCAACGAGGGCUCCUGGUUUUACAUCCACCCCUUCUACAAGCUGCGCUCCCUGGGAGACAGUGUGGUGAUAGGGGACAAAGUGGUCCUUAACCCUGUGAAUGCUGGACAGCCCCUGCAUGCUAGCAGCCACCAGCUGGUUGACAACCCAGGAUGCAAUGAGGUGAACUCUGUAAACUGCAACACCAGCUGGAAGGUUGUUCUGUUCAUGAAAUGGAGUGACAACAAGGAGACCAUCCUGAAAGGGGGUGACGUGGUGAGGUUGUUCCACGCUGAGCAGGAGAAGUUCCUCACGUGUGACGACCACAGGAAGAAGCAGUACGUCUUCCUCAGGACCACCGGCCGCCAGUCUGCCACCUCCGCCACCAGCAGCAAAGCACUGUGGGAAAUUGAGGUGGUGCACCAUGACCCUUGUCGAGGAGGUGCUGGUUACUGGAACAGCCUGUUCAGGUUCAAACACCUGGCCACAGGAUCGUACCUGGCUGCUGAGGUGAGUGAGGUGAAUCCAGACUAUGAAGAGGAGAGCAGAGAGCAGCGGUCCUCACUGGACUCAGAACACGAGGCGCUGCGAGGGCGUCUGCGGACCCCACAGGAGAGGGUCAUGUACACACUGGUCUCUGUCCCUGACGGCAUGGACAUCUCCUCCAUCUUUGAGCUGGACCCUACCACCCUGAGAGGGGGGGACGCCCUCGUGCCCAGGAGCUCCUUUGUGAGGCUCAGACACCUGUGCACCAACACAUGGGUCCACAGCACCAACAACCCCAUCGACAAGGAGGAGGAGAAGCCGGUCAUGUUACGGAUUGGCACAUCAGCAGUUAAGGAAGAUAAAGAGGCUUUUGCCAUUGUGCCAGUCCCCCCUGCUGAAGUUCGAGAUUUAGACUUUGCCAACGAUGCUAGUAAAGUCUUGGCAUCUAUAGCUGGCAAGCUGGAGAAGGGCACCAUCACCCAGAACGAGAGGAGGUUUGUGACCAAGCUGCUGGAGGACCUGGUCUUCUUCGUGGUGGACAUCCCCAACAGCGGCCAGGAUGUUCUGGAAAUCAUGGUGAACAAGCCCAACAGGGAGAGACAGAAACUGAUGAGGGAGCAAAACAUCCUGAAACAGAUCUUCAAACUGCUGCAGGCUCCCUUCACAGACAGUGGGGACGGCCCUAUGCUGCGUCUGGAGGAGCUGGGCGACCAGCGCCACGCCCCCUUCAGGCACAUCUGCCGGCUGUGCUACCGGGUGCUGCGACACUCCCAGCAGGACUACAGGAAGAACCAGGAGUACAUAGCCAAGCAGUUCCGUUUCAUGCAGAAGCAGAUAGGCUACGACGUGCUGGCUGAGGACACCAUCACAGCCCUGCUCCACAACAACCGCAAGCUGCUGGAGAAACACAUCACCGCUGCCGAGAUCGACACCUUCGUCAGCCUGGUCAGGAAGAACCGAGAGCCCAGGUUUCUGGACUACCUGUCAGACCUGUGUGUGUCCAUGAACAAGUCCAUACCUGUGACUCAGGAACUCAUCUGUAAUGCAGUUCUGGACCCCAGCAACGCCGACAUCCUCAUUGAGACCAAGCUUGUCUUAUCAAGGUUUGAGAUUGAGGCAGUGACUGUGGGGGAGGCCCCGGUGGAGGCCGAGGAGGACGAGGAGGAGGUGUGGCUCUUCUGGAAGGACAACCUCAAGGAAAUCCGCAGCAAGAGCGUCAGGGAGCUGGCACAGGAUGCCAAGGAGGGCCAGAAGGAGGACCAGGAGGUGGUCAGCUACUACAGGUACCAGUUGAACCUGUUUGCCAGGAUGUGUCUGGACCGCCAGUACCUGGCCAUCAACAAGAUCUCUGGCCAGCUGGACGUGGACCUGAUCCUGCGCUGCAUGUCUGAUGAGGACCUGCCCUUUGACCUGCGUGCCUCCUUCUGCCGCAUGAUGCUGCACAUGCACGUGGAUCGCGACCCACAAGAGCAGGUUACGCCCGUCAAGUACGCCCGCCUCUGGUCCGAGAUCCCCUCCAAGAUAGCCAUAGACGAUUAUGACAAUGAUGGAACCACUAGGAAUGAAAUCAAGGAGCGAUUCUCCCUCACCAUGGAUUUUGUGGAGAACUACCUCAGAGAAGUUGUAUCUCAGAACAUCCCCUUCUCAGAUAAAGAGAAAAACAAGCUCACCUUUGAGGUAGUGAACUUGGCGAGGAACCUCAUAUACUUUGGCUUCUACAACUUUUGCGACCUCUUGAGACUGACAAAGAUCUUACUGAAUAUUCUGGACUGUGUUCAUGUCAGCACCAUCUACCCCAUCAAUAAGAUGGAGAAGGGCGAGGAAAACAAAGGCAGUAAUGUGAUGAAGUCUAUCCAUGGGGUGGGGGAGCUGAUGACCCAGGUGGUCUUAAGGGGAGGGGGCUUCCUGCCUGUCACACCCAAUCACCAGCCAGAGGGAGAUGUGGUCAAGGCCCAGACCGAGCCAGAGAAGGAGGACAUUCUGGUGAUGGACACGAAGCUCAAGAUCAUUGAGAUCCUUCAGUUCAUCCUGAAUGUGCGGCUGGACUACAGGAUCUCCUGUCUGCUCUGCAUCUUCAAAAGGGAGUUUGAUGAGAGCCACCCUCAAACUGAAACCCCGACUGGUAGUCAGGAUGGACCCAACAAUGUCACAGGAACUCUAGACUUUGAGAACAUUGAGGAACAGGCAGAAGGAAUAUUUGGAGGAAGUGAGGAGAACACACCCCUGGACCUGGAUGACCACGGAGGUCGCACCUUCCUGAGGGUCCUGCUCCAUCUGACCAUGCAUGACUACCCUCCCCUGGUGUCUGGAGCCCUGCACCUCCUCUUCAGGCACUUCAGCCAGAGGCAGGAGGUCCUCAUGGCCUUCAAACAGGUCCAGCUGUUGGUGACCAGCCAGGACGUGGACAACUACAAGCAGAUCAAGUCUGACUUGGAUCAGCUGCGCUCCAUCGUGGAGAAGUCAGAGCUGUGGGUUUACAAGAGACAGGGAGAAGAUGGGAUGGAUGGAGGGGACGGAGGGGACGGAAAUCAAGAGUCUGACAACAAGAAGAAGGGAGACUCAGACAAGAAGAAGACAGAAAGCACCAGCAGUUACAACUACAGAGUUGUCAAAGAGAUCCUCCUGCGCCUCAGUAAGCUGUGUGUCCAGGAGGGAGCCUCAGGCAAGAAGAGCAAGAAGCAGCAGCAGAGACUGCUGAGGAACAUGGGGGCCCACAGUGUGGUCCUGGAGCUGCUGCAGAUCCCCUAUGAGAAGGGUGAGGAUGUCCGUAUGCAGGAGAUCAUGAAGCUGGCUCAUGAGUUCCUGCAGAACUUCUGUGCGGGGAACCAGCAGAACCAGGCCCUCCUCCACAAACACAUCAACCUUUUCCUCAACCCAGGGAUCCUGGAGGCGGUCACCAUGCAGCACAUCUUCAUGAACAACUUCCAGCUGUGCAGCGAGAUCAACGAGCGCGUGGUGCAGCACUUUGUCCACUGCAUCGAGACCCACGGACGCCACGUCCAGUACCUCAAGUUCCUCCAGACCAUCGUCAAGGCCGAGAACAAGUUCAUCAAGAAGUGCCAGGACAUCGUCAUGGCUGAGAUGGUGAAUUCAGGCGAGGACGUCCUGGUCUUCUACAACGACCGUGCCUCCUUCCAGACCCUGAUCCAGAUGAUGAGGUCAGAGCGCGACCGCAUGGACGAGAACAGCCACCUGAUGUACCACAUCCACCUGGUGGAGCUGCUGGCGGUCUGCACCGAGGGCAAGAACGUCUACACCGAGAUCAAGUGCAACUCCCUGCUGCCCCUGGACGACAUCGUACGAGUGGUCACUCACGAGGACUGUAUACCCGAGGUGAAGAUCGCCUACAUCAACUUCCUGAACCACUGCUAUGUGGAUACAGAGGUGGAGAUGAAGGAGAUCUACACCAGCAACCACAUGUGGAAGCUGUUUGAGAACUUCCUGGUUGACAUAUGCAGGAUAUGCAACAACACAAGUGACAGGAAGCAUGCAGACUCUGUCCUGGAGGGUUACGUAACAGAGACGGUCAUGAGCAUCGUGACCACCUUCUUCAGCUCGCCCUUCUCUGACCAGAGCACCAGUCUGCAGACCCGCCAGCCUGUGUUUGUCCAGCUACUGCAGGGCGUGUUCAGGGUUUACCACUGCAACUGGCUCUCUCCCACACAGAAGGCCUCUGUGGAGGCCUGUAUCAAGGUGCUGUCUGACGUGGCCAAGAGCAGGGCCAUAGCCAUCCCUGUGGACCUGGACAGCCAGGUCAACAACCUGUUUGUCAAGUCCAACAACGUGGUGCAGAAGACCAUCACAAGCUGGAGGCUCUCUGCCAAGAACACGUCCAGGCGAGACUCCGGCAUGACCAGCUCAAAGGACUACAGGAACAUCAUCGAGAGGCUCCAGGACAUUGUGUCGGCCCUGGAGGACCGCCUGCGGCCCCUGGUCCAGGCUGAGCUGUCGGUCCUGGUGGACGUGCUGCACCGGCCGGAGCUGCUCUUCCCGGAGAACACAGACGCGCGCAGGAAGUGCGAGAGCGGAGGCUUCAUCUCCAAACUGAUCAAGCACACCAAGCAGCUGCUGGAGGAGAACGAGGAGCGCCUGUGCAUCAAGGUCCUGCAGACCCUCAGAGAGAUGAUGACCAAAGACCGUGGCUAUGGGGAGAAGCUGAUUGCCUUUGAUGAUGAAAUGGAUGUGGCUGAGCUGGCCCCUCCACCUGAGCCGGAAGUCCCUGCCGAGGAGCUUGAUCCCAACCACCCCCAGAAGCAACUGGAGGAUCAGACCAGGGGAGAAGCCCUUCGCCAGAUCCUUGUGAACCGAUACUACGGGAACAUUAAACCUGGAGGGCGGAGAGAUAGCGUUACCACUUUCAGCAAUGGUCCCCUCAACACUGGAGGACAGGGCAAGGCUGCAACAGUGGUCAGCCUGGCGGCUGCCGGCCGUGCUGAGUUGAGCCUGGCGGAGGUCCAGUGCCAUCUGGACAGGGAGGGGGCGUCCGACCUGGUCAUCGACCUCAUCAUGAACGCCACCAGCGACCGCAUCUUCCAGGAAAGCAUCCUAUUGGCCAUCGCCCUGCUGGAGGGCGGGAACACGGUCAUACAGCGGUCGUUCUUCUGCCGUCUGACGGGAGACAACAAGUCGGAGAAGUUCUUCAAGGUGUUCUACGAGAGGAUGAAGCUGGCCCAGCAGGAGAUCAAGGCCACUGUGACGGUCAACACCAGCGAUCUGGGCAGCAAGAAGAAGGAGGACGAGCCUCCUGAUAAGGACGCCCCCUCCCGCAAGAAAGCUAAAGAGGUCCCAGCGGUGGCCGCGGCCGUGGUGACCGAGGAGGUCAAAGAGCAGCUGGUGGAGGCGUCCACGGUAACCAAGAGGGCCUUCAACACCUACCGCCGCGAGGCGGAGUCCGAGGAGCACCUGGGGGCGGCCGAGGGCCCCGCCGCCGUCGCGGCAGACAAGGGCCAGGAGGAGGGCGAGAUGAGCGUCAUCAUCACCAUCAUGCAGCCCAUCCUGCGCCUCAUGCAGCUGCUCUGUGAGAACCACAACCGGGAGCUCCAGAACUUCCUGCGCUGUCAGAACAAUAAGAACAGCUACAACCUGGUGUGUGAGACGCUGCAGUUCCUGGACUGCAUCUGUGGCAGCACCACGGGGGGCCUGGGCCUGCUGGGGCUCUACAUCAACGAGAAGAACGUGGGCCUCAUCAACCAGACUGUGGAGAGCCUGACCGAGUACUGCCAGGGGCCCUGCCACGAGAACCAGAACUGUAUUGCCACUCACGAAUGCAACGGUAUCGACAUCAUCAUUGCUCUGAUUCUCAAUGACAUCAACCCCUUGGGGAAGAAGAGGAUGGACCUAGUCCUGGAGCUCAAGAACAAUGCCUCCAAACUGCUGCUGGCCAUCAUGGAGAGUCGCCAUGACAGUGAGAACGCUGAGAGGAUCCUGUACAACAUGAGGCCCAAAGAGCUGGUGGAGGUGAUCAAGAAGGCCUACAUGCAGGGGGAGGUGGAGGUCCAGGAGCCUGACGAGGAGGAAGGGGGAGAGGAAGAGCACUCAGCCUCUCCGCGCAACGUUGGACACAACAUCUAUAUCCUGGCCCAUCAGUUGGCCCGCCAUAACAAGGAGCUGCAGGCCAUGCUGAGGCCUGGAGGGAUCUACGGAGAGGGAGAGGAGGCCCUCGAGUUCUAUGCUAAGCACACAGCCCAGAUCGAGAUUGUGCGGCUGGAUCGCACCAUGGAGCAGAUAGUCUUCCCUGUGCCAAACAUCUGCGAGUUCCUCACCAACGAGUCCAAGCUGCGCGUGUACUACACCACGGAGCGCGACGAGCAGGGCAGCAAGAUCAAUGACUUCUUCCUGCGCUCCGAGGACCUCUUCAACGAGAUGAAUUGGCAGAAGAAGCUGCGAGCCCAGCCCGUCCUGUACUGGUGCUCCCGGAACAUGUCCUUCUGGAGUAACAUCUCCUUCAACCUGGCCGUGCUCAUGAACCUGCUGGUGGCCUUCUUCUACCCCCUGGAGGGCAUCCGUGGAGGAACCCUGGAGCCCCACCUCUCUGCCCUGCUGUGGGGGGCCAUGCUGGUGUCCCUGGUCAUAGUCCUCAUUCUGCCCCAGCCUCACGGCAUCAGGGCCCUGAUCGCCUCCACCAUCCUGCGCCUCAUCUUCUCUGUGGGUCUGGAGCCCACUCUCUUCCUGUUAGGAGCUUUCAAUGUGUGUAAUAAGAUCAUCUUCCUCAUGAGUUUCGUGGGGAACCGAGGGACGUUCACGCGGGGCUACAAGGCUAUGAUCAUGGACGUGGAGUUCCUCUACCACCUGCUCUACCUGAUCAUCUGCAGCCUCGGGGUGUUCGUCCAUGUCUUCUUCUACAGCCUGCUGCUCUUUGACCUGAUAUACAGAGAGGAGACGCUGCUGAAUGUCAUCAAGAGUGUGACCCGUAACGGGCGCUCCAUCGUGCUGACUGCCGUGCUGGCCCUGAUCCUGGUCUACCUCUUCUCUAUUGUCGGGUACAUCUUCUUUAAAGAUGACUUCAUCCUGGCUGUGGACAGGAUACCUAACAGAACUCUAGAGACUGCAGCCAGCAUGGUGGGGGAGUUCUUCUCUGCUGGCGUCUGUAGGAAGGAGAGUGGAGAGAACUGCUCUGCAGAGUCUAUGGUGGAAGCCGCCAUAGCCACCCAGCCGUCGGCAGUAGUGAUUGAGGAUAAGGAGCGUGCGUGUGACUCUCUGCUCAUGUGCAUCGUGACCGUGCUGAGUCACGGGCUGCGGAGUGGAGGUGGUGUCGGGGAUGUCCUGAGGAAGCCGUCCAAAGAGGAGCCGCUGUUUGCAGCUAGGGUAAUCUACGACCUGCUGUUCUUCUUCAUGGUCAUCAUCAUUGUCCUCAACCUCAUAUUUGGAGUCAUCAUCGACACCUUUGCUGACCUGAGGAGUGAGAAGCAGAAGAAGGAGGAGGUCCUGAAGACGACCUGCUUCAUCUGCGGUUUGGAACGGGACAAGUUUGACAACAAGACUGUAACGUUUGAGGAGCAUAUCAAGGUUGAACACAACAUGUGGCACUACCUGUUCUUCAUCGUGUUGGUGAAGGUGAAGGACUCCACCGAGUACACAGGACCCGAGAGCUACGUGGCUGAAAUGAUACGGGAGCACAAUCUGGACUGGUUCCCACGGAUGCGAGCCAUGUCCCUGGUGAGCAGCGAUGCAGAUGGGGAGCAGAACGAGAUCAGGAGCCUGCAGGAGAAACUGGAGUGCACCAUGAAGCUGGUGUCCAACCUCUCCGGUCAGCUCACAGAGCUUAAGGAGCAGAUGACUGAGCAGAGGAAGCAGAAACAGCGUAUUGGACUCCUGGCUCACCCUCAGCACAUGAACGUCAACCCCCAGCAACCUGCAUAAGACUCGACCUCCUGCAAAGCCUCCCAAAGGUCCUGAAAGCCACCUUAGCACCAACCUUGUUUGCAUAGGUAACAGAUUGCAGAGUCUUCACUUAGAGGUCCCGCAUAUUGUAGCCACUGAGUGCGAGUGUGAAAUGUUGAAGUAGCGAACACUCUGAAAUAGCUAGUCAUUCUGUAUAAUUGUGAUACUUUGUAGGAUUGCCCAAAAGGUAUAACUUAAAA